AUGAGCGAUCCCAGUCUUGAGAAUUCUUCCGACAUGUCUGGCCGCAAGAUCUUUGAGCUCAUAAGCUCUGCUGCCGCCGAUGGAUCUGCAGCACGGCUUGGAAAGUUGUCUCUUCCCGGCAAAAAGGUCAUCGAAACACCAAACUUUUUCGCAGUCACAUCUCGCGGGGCAGUGCCUCAUCUCACUCCCGAUAACCUGAAGAGACACACAUCUGUAAGCGGCUUUUACAUGGCGCUGGAAGACUUUAUUGAGAAAAAGGAGCCUCCCAUUCUGCAAACUCCUGGAGGGGAGGGUUCACGUCGACUACACAGAUUUACAGCCCUGCCGUCAAACACCGUAACGAUGCUUGGUCCGCGACGAAACCCGGCGGUUACAACUCCGUUUGGGAACACGCCCAAGGCUCUCGCCGUCUUUACUUCCACCGGCUUUCGCAAUGUGACGGUGCCUGAGUUUACGACUACUGUCCAGGCGCUGCAGCCUGAUAUCGUGCUGCCAAUGGCCGACUUGCCUCACACCAGUGCGACACCCUCGUCUAAGAAGCUGGUGAGAAUGGUGGAACGGACGGAAGUGUGGCUGGACGAGUUCUUGGACAGGCUGGCCUCGUCCAAGUCUACGGCUUCUUUGGAUAGCUCUGUGUUUGCUCCAAUGCUUCCAGUCGAGUAUCCUAUCCAGUGGGACUAUCUUAGACAUCUAUCAGAGGAUGUGCUUGACAAAUUAGAUGGCCUGGCGGUUUACGAUGCAAAUCUGCUUCCCGAACUUGUCAACUACCCUCCUCUGACUCCGCUUCCCAAGUUAUGCAUGGAAUCUCCAAAGACCCCGCAGGAGGUCUUGCGUCAGGUUUCCCUUGGUAUCGAUAUCUGUGCAAUGUCAUUUGCAAAUAGCACUUCUGACGCUGGCGUCGCCAUGACAUUUUCUUUCCCACCGCCUAGUGUUGAUGAGGUACGGCCUCUCGGAACCAACAUGUGGUCUCCAGAACACAGUACAGCUGUUGUGCCCCUGGUAGAAGGCUGUCAAUGCUAUACUUGCUCGAAACACCACAGAGCCUACCUCCACCACCUGCUCAAUGCAAAGGAGAUGUUGGGCUGGAAUCUCCUGCAGAUCCACAACCAUCACGUCAUUAACGAAUUCUUCGCAGGCAUUCGCGAGGCUCUCACCAAAGGACAGGCGGUAUUCGAGGAAGAAGCGCGUCGCUUUACUGCUUCAUACGAGCCUGUGUUUCCCGAAGGCACUGGCGCAAGGCCUAGGGCAAGGGGAUACCACUUUAAGAGCGAGGCUAGCUCAGAUAGGAUCAACAAACCGGCUUGGAUAGAUUUAGAUAAGGAGGCGGCAUCUGCACAGAUUACGAGUCUCGCUGAAAGCAGUACACCUAGUGGGGAGAGUCAAGAUGCUACGCCGGUGGCGGUGGUUAAUGUGGAAGAAGCUGUUGCAACGUUGAGUAUAAAUUAG
Trichoderma virens Gv29-8 is the source of this 1446-nucleotide messenger RNA. RefSeq lists its product as uncharacterized. Lineage: Eukaryota; Fungi; Ascomycota; Sordariomycetes; Hypocreales; Hypocreaceae. Gene Ontology annotation, molecular function: tRNA-guanosine(34) queuine transglycosylase activity. Bases 1 to 1446 code for a protein of 481 amino acids. The transcript has 2 exons. The record is from RefSeq and is a predicted model, not a curated record.